UUUACUCUCGUUACAGUAACAGAUUUGUUUUUUUGUGUAGGCCUACUUUUUGUAUUUUAAAAAAUCUGUAAUUUUACAUUUACUUUUUUUAAGUCGCUACAUAUCAAAAGUCACACAUGAAAAAGUCCUGAUAAACUGUGUGAGAAUGAAGCAGAAGAGAGGAGAUGAAUCAGCAGCUGCAGGUGUGUCUCAGGUGUGUCUGUGCUAGCUCCGCCUCCAGAGAGGUGACGCACACGGAAAUGAUACUUCAUAAAUGUUUCCGUUCACGGUCACAGUUCACAGGCUGCACACUUCAAACACAAUCACAUUAAGGAUCAUAUGUUGUGUGGUAAUAAUAAGCAUCAGCUAUUGUACCUCGGCAUAGUUAACAAACCAGUAUUUUGAUGAUAAGUGACCCACCCAAGAUGUUCAUCACCUGUAUACAGUCGGAGCACGUUGGUCCUGGAUUUCGGCGCCGUUCAGACAGGAACUCACAAUCAUUGAUCUCCACCUCAAAGUGUGACGAGGGUCUUCUCUUGAUCCGGCUGCUGUUGAUGACACCAUAGUUUCCUCCUGAGGGACCCAGCCUACUUUGUACGAUUUUUAAGCAACCAUGGGCAACACACCCUCACGUCAAUGCGAACUUGAGAUAGAAGAGAAAACCGUUUUCUUAACCGGCAAGAAAGUGUACAGGAUUCCUGCUCUUUUCUACGACAGAAACAGAAAACGCCUCUUGGCCUUUGCGGAGAGGCGGAAGACUCGUUCUGAUACCAGCACAGAGGUGCUGGUUAUGAAGACAGGAAUGGUGAUCAAGGAUGAAGACACUCAUGAAGUGACGAUAAAGUGGUCACAGCAAAAAGUGGUGGAGGAGGCACUCCUUGAGGGAUGCCAUCCUAUGAACCCCUGCCCGGUUUAUGAGAAGACCAGCAAAAAACUCUUCCUGUUUUUCAUCUGUGUUGAAGGCACCGUUUCAGAGCAGUGGCAGAUACGGCACUGCUGCAACAAGACUCGUCUCUGCUAUAUCACAACUACCGAUGCUGGCGAAAGUUGGAGUCCCGUGACUGAUUUGACUGACUUGAUGGCUGAAAUCAAGCAGUGGGCCACAUUUGGUGUUGGGCCAGGCCAUGGUAUUCAAACAGAGAGUGGUAGAUUGAUUGUCCCAGUUUAUGCAUAUGCUCCGGACUCUCGUUGGUGUUGUUCACCAUGCAAUUCCUAUACUCCAUAUGCACUCUCCCUGCAUAGUGACGAUAACGGCAGCAAAUGGCACUUUGGCAAAAUGCUUAAAAAUGAGUCACUCGAAUGUGAAAUGGCAGAGUUUUCUGAUGGAACACACAGCUUCAUCUACUGCAAUGCACGUAGUAAGGGGGGCCACCGAGACGAAGCUCUCAGUGAAAAUAAAGGAGAUGAUUUUUACGAGCUGAGUCUAGGAAAGCUUGUGGAGACAGGUUCAGGCUGUCAGGGAAGUUUGGUCUCCUUUCCUGCUCAGAGUGACGCUGCAUAUGCAGAUAAUGAUCCAAACAAGUGGCUGCUCUACAGCCACCCAAGCAAUAAGUCCAAAAGGUUUGACUUAGGAGUGUAUCUGAAUAAGACUCCAAAAGACCAGAGAGCAUGGAGCGAACCCUGGAUCAUUAACGAAGGGCCCAGUGGUUACUCAGACCUGGCUUACAUUGAUGACGGGUGGUUCGCAUGUCUUCUGGAGUGUGGGAAGAAUCGUGAAACUGAACAGAUAGCCUAUAAGGUUUUUAGCUACAGUGAAAUAAAGAAGGGCAUUUUAGUGUAAAAAUGAUUGACUUUGUUUGGAUUUUGAUUUCAGCUGUAACAACAGUUAAACUUAUGAUACCGUACUAACAUGGUGUACUUCUGAGGUGUAAUUCAAACUAUGUUAUAUUGACAGAGUUUAUUAAAUGUAAAGAAUAAAACAAUAUUUUUGACAAAUAAAUGGA
Molecule: messenger RNA, 1922 nt
Organism: Sebastes umbrosus (honeycomb rockfish)
Lineage: Eukaryota; Metazoa; Chordata; Actinopteri; Perciformes; Sebastidae
Product: sialidase-4-like
Exons: 4
Coding region: 593-1759 (388 amino acids)
Biological process (GO): ganglioside catabolic process; oligosaccharide catabolic process
Cellular component (GO): membrane; lysosome; cytoplasm
Molecular function (GO): exo-alpha-sialidase activity
Source: RefSeq, a predicted model, not a curated record